AUGACAAAUGUAGUCCACAUUGAUGAAAAAUUGUUUUACAUUACAAGGACACAACAAACAUUUUAUCUAACUCAAGAUGAAAUAGAGCCUCAUAGAGAAAUCCAUUUUAUCCCCAAGAUCAUGUUUAUGUGUGCCGUUGCAAGACCGAUCUUUUCUAUUGAAGGUGAGAUGAUUUUUGAUGGAAAGAUAGGCAUUUUUCCUUUCACACAUGAAGUGGCAGCACAAAGGAAUUCAAAAAACAGAAAGAGAGGAGAGCCAGAGACCAAACCAAUACAAUCAAUCACUAAAGAACACACAAGAGACAUGAUUGUGCACAAGAUACUACCAGCAAUUAGAAUUAAAUGGCCAUCACAUUUAAGCAAAACAAUUUUCAUUCAACAAGACAAUGCUAAACCACACAUUUUAGAUGAUGAUGAGAUGUUUAGAGAGGUGGCUACACUUGAUGGAUUUAACUUCCACUUAGUGCAACAACCUCCUAACUCACCUGAUAUGAAUGUGCUUGACUUAGGGUUCUUCAGGUCAAUACAAUCUUUACAACAUCAAAAAUCACCAUACAACUACUCACAAUUAGUUAAGGCAGUAACUACAGCAUUUGACAAUCUGACACCAAAUGCACUGAAGAAUGUAUGGAUCACAUUGCAAGCAUGUAAAAUUGAAGUCAUUAAGAAACUAGGUGGUAUGGAUUAUGCAAUUCCACACAUGAGCAAAGCAAAACUUGAAAGGGAAGGGAGACUCCCACAUUGUUUGGGGGUACAGCAGGAAACAAUUUACCAGACACUAAGAUAUCUGGAAACAAAGGUGGAUAAAACUACAUUGGAGGGCAUUUUAUUUUACUUGGGGAUCACAGACGAAUCAGUUUUCCAUCAACUUCAUGAGUAUAUUCCAGCAACAACAGAAGCAACAUCACAAGCAACACCAGAAGCAACAACAGAAGCAACAAUAGAAGCAACAGCGUAUAUUCCAGCAAGAACAGAAGCAACAACAGAAGCAACACCAGCAUGA
This is a messenger RNA of Amaranthus tricolor (Joseph's coat), 1002 nucleotides long. RefSeq lists its product as uncharacterized. Gene Ontology annotation, molecular function: nucleic acid binding. The coding region runs from base 1 to 1002 and encodes 333 amino acids. Lineage: Eukaryota; Viridiplantae; Streptophyta; Magnoliopsida; Caryophyllales; Amaranthaceae. The record is from RefSeq and is a predicted model, not a curated record. The transcript has a single exon.